AUGAAGGUUGCAAUUCUAGGCGCUGGAGGAGCCGGUAUUUCUUCUAUCAAAAGCUGUUUAGAUGAGGGUUUAGAGCCUGAGUGUUUUGAGCAAAACGAUGAUAUUGGAGGAAUGUGGUUGUACUCCGAGGAGACGAGCCAUAGCUCUAUAUAUCAAUCUACUAUUAUCAAUACAAGCAAGGAGAAGAAUGCCUUCUCUGACUUUCCAAUGCCUAAAGACUUCCCUCCGUUUAUGAGCCAUGAUUAUAUGCUUCAGUACUUUCGUUUGUAUUCAAACCACUUUGAUUUAAUCAAGCAUAUAAGGUUUUCUUGCAAGAUCGUGGAUGUCCAUCGAGAAGAACGACAAUGGAAAGUGACAUACGAGAACACAGCCGAUGGAAACAGUCGUAUUGAACAGAAACUUUUCGAUGCCGUCUUGGUCUGCACUGGACAUUUAACUGUUCCUCGAUGGGUGGAUUUUCCAGGUUUGGAUAGUUUUCAAGGUCGUGUGUUACACAGUCAUCACUACAAGACUUUCAAAGGUUUUGAAAACAAAGUUGUCCUCGUUGUAGGGCUCGGAAACUCCGCCGGAGACAUAGCAUGCGAGCUAAGUCGACAUGCACGUAGGGUGUUCAUUAGUACAAGACGAGGGACUUGGGUUUCUUCUAGACUUAUAAAAGGCCUUCCAUUUGAUUAUUACCAGACAAGGUUUAGAAUGGACUUACCUAAUUGGAUAAGGUAUCGUCUGUUUGGAUGGUUUCAUAUUCAAAAUAUCGACUACAAUUGUUACGGACUCAAGCCCCAAGGAGGAUACUGGAAUGGCGCUUUUAUUACGAACGAAGAUAUCAUCCCUCGAAUUACCACUGGUAAACUCACCAUUAAACCAAACAUCGACCAUUUUACAGAACAUGGYGUAGUYUUCUCUGAUGGUGUAGAACUUAGUCACGUGGACGCUGUGAUAUUUUGUACCGGCUACAAAAUCGGAUUGAGCUUUCUUGACAAAUCAAUUAUUYCCUCYAAAGAAAACAAUGAACUCGAUCUGUACAAGUUUGUCUUCCCUCCAGACGAUAUUGACCAUACUUUAGCAUUCAUUGGUUAUGUGACAAUCMAWGGAUCGAUGAAUCCUACAUUUGAAAUCCAAGCGCGUUGGGUGACUCGUGUUCUUAAAGGUUUGGUGAAGUUACCUUCUCCAGAUGAAAUGUGGAAAGAUAUAUUGAAGAAAAGAAAGCGWAUMAAAGAAUCUUUUGAUAACACACCAAGGCAUGCACUAGUGGAAAAUGGCCUCUUGUACCAGGACGAAAUAGCAUCAUUCAUUGGCUGUAGACCCAAUCUAUGGCAUCUACUCACCACUGAUCCUGUGUUGGCGUUGAAGUGUUACUUUGGACCUCAUCAUCCAGCCCAGUAUCGUAUCCAUGGUCCAGGGGCGUGCCCCCAAAGAGCGAAAAYCAAUAUUAACAAUAUGUAYAUUAAUGUUUUUCAUCCCAUGCAAACGCGCCAGAUUGAAUCAAAACCAAGUACGAACUUCUCAUUUGUAAUGAAAUUUGUGGUUACUUUUGGUUUGUGCGGUGCUGCUGUUGCUGUCAUUCUUAGAAUUAUCAAAUGGGACAAAAUUCUAAAGUGAUGGCUCUUUGUCAAAACAGAUCCCUGGGCCGGGUCUAUCUCAGCUUGC
Exaiptasia diaphana is the source of this 1647-nucleotide messenger RNA. Its product is annotated as dimethylaniline monooxygenase [N-oxide-forming] 2. Lineage: Eukaryota; Metazoa; Cnidaria; Anthozoa; Actiniaria; Aiptasiidae. The coding region runs from base 1 to 1599 and encodes 532 amino acids. The transcript has 4 exons. Gene Ontology annotation, molecular function: NADP binding; flavin adenine dinucleotide binding; N,N-dimethylaniline monooxygenase activity. The record is from RefSeq and is a predicted model, not a curated record.